Cordyceps fumosorosea ARSEF 2679 is the source of this 342-nucleotide messenger RNA. Its product is annotated as DASH complex, subunit Dad3. Gene Ontology annotation, biological process: attachment of spindle microtubules to kinetochore. The coding region runs from base 1 to 342 and encodes 113 amino acids. The record is from RefSeq and is a predicted model, not a curated record. NCBI's taxonomy places the organism in Eukaryota, Fungi, Ascomycota, Sordariomycetes, Hypocreales, Cordycipitaceae. Gene Ontology annotation, cellular component: mitotic spindle; DASH complex. The transcript has 2 exons.
AUGGCGGAGGAAACUUACCUGUCAACGCCCGAACUUUCGCCUCUUGAGCAAGAGGUGCUCGAUGAAUAUGAACGACUGGCAAGCAACAUGAAGCAGCUCGCCGUGCUCCUCGACAGGCUCGCGUCGAACCCGACCACGGACAUACUCGACGGCCUGCGCGACCUCGAGCGCAAGACGAGCAUGGCGUUCACGCUGCUCAAGGCGAGCGUCUACAGCAUCGUGCUGCAGCAGGAGAUUGACUGGGGCGAGGGGGCUGGUGCCGGUGCUGGGCAGCAGGGACGCGGUGGAGGGGGGGCCGCGGCGUCGACCUCGAGCGCCGUGGGCAGCGACUAUGAGCAAUAA